Arabidopsis arenosa is the source of this 696-nucleotide messenger RNA. Lineage: Eukaryota; Viridiplantae; Streptophyta; Magnoliopsida; Brassicales; Brassicaceae. The record is from the annotation of a GenBank genome assembly.
ACACUCUUCUUCUUCAACCCUUAAAACAUAACACACACAGAGAGCUAGAUACCAAAAAAGAACCAAAAUUUUCUCAAAAUCUAUUUCUUUCGAAUCAAACCCAUUUCUUGAAACUCGAUUUCAAACAAACCCAUCUCAUUGUUUUCUCCAAAAAGACAAAAUCAAAAUCUGAUCAAACCAAGCAUGAAGAGAGUCAGAGGAUUCAAAAUUGGACACAGAUUUGUCAAAAUCUUUAAAUGGAUGAUUCUACCAAGAAAACGUCAAUGCCCGACCCGAAUCACAAACCCGGUUUCCGGAAUCCGGUCUUUAGCACGGUGUUUAAGCCGUGGAGCUAAGAGAUUGUGCGGUGGUGGUAAGAAGAAUCCGGGUCAGAAUCAGAUCCGGUUGGGUAAAGAUCCGAAAAAGUCGAACCGGGUUGUACCGAGAGGACAUUUGGUGGUUCACGUCGGCGAAUCAGACGGUGACACGCGGCGAGUUGUGGUGCCGGUGAUUUACUUUAAUCAUCCAUUGUUUGGAGAAUUGUUGGAGCAAGCGGAGCGGGUUCAUGGGUUUGAUCAACCGGGUCGGAUCACGAUACCGUGUCGGGUUUCGGAUUUUGAGAAAGUUCAGAUGAGGAUCGCCGCAUGGGAUCAUUGCCGUAGGAAAACUUCGUACAAGAUUAUAUAAUUUGAAUUAAAAUAAAUAGUCAAAGGUCCA